AAAUAAUCAAUUACUUCACUGUAAGCAGGCAGCUGGUUUCCUCCGCAAAGGACACCGGGUGAAGCUGCAGCUUCUACCCGCUAUCAGAGCUCCUAUACCGGGUGGAGCUGCAGCUUCUACCCGCUAUCAGAGCUCCUAUACCGGGUGGAGCUGCAGCUUCUCCACGCUCUCAGAGCUCCUAUACCGGGUACAGCUGCAGCUUCUACCCGCUCGGAGAGCCUCCAGCAGGGGUCCGGAUGCUCCCUGUCAGGUGUGUUGAUCCCCGGUGGUCCCCGGUGAUGCAGCCCCGGUGCUGGGCCCGGCUGCGGGCGGGGGGCUCCAUCCCUGAUUGGAGAAUGUCGGUGGGUGUUGCGGUCUCUUCCUGCUCGUCACUGGGCUUCCUCUCCGCCGCUCAGACCCGCCGCUGCUGCGUCACCGCACACUUCCUGACCGAGCCACCGCUUCGUCUGCCGUCCUGAGCGGGGAGCCAACAUGAGGAGCAGAGAUCUGUGGGAGGGAACGUGAGGUUCGACUCCAGGAUGAACAUGACAUAAAACCGAGGACUGGAACCGGCUCCUUGUUUGUCUUUUUGUUUUUUGUUUGUUUUGUUUGUUUUUUUGUCCUCGUUUUUGUCAGACUUAAAGUUUAACACUACUGUGGAGGCGGCUGCUCCUUCGUAUCUCUGAGAGUCCAGAUAGCAGCAGAGGAGUCAAAGGUCUGGAGAAAGCUGCACUUAUCGCCUCUUUGUGGCAUUAAACUGCCUUCUGGCAGCACUGAGCAUGAAAACACUUCAGAAAGCUCAACUUUGUGGGUUAAUUUAACUUAAUUCUCGUAGCCUCCUUGUCCCAGCAAGGUGUGUUUUGAUUUUUUUGUCUCAUUCGCAGUCAGAGGAUGUGUUUUUUUGUUAAUAAGUGUGUAAUUAUUUAAAGUUUUGUAGCUGCUCGCUGCCUUAUAUCGCUCCUCGUCAGGCGGCUUUAAUGUAUUUUUCUACUUAUGCAACCUUUGUGAAGAACUCUUUUGUUUAGACAACUGAUUUUUGAGCAUGUCAAAGCUGACGGAUCAAACUGACCAGUUUCUGAACUUCACUGGAUAAAAAAACUUGAAGAACUGGAAUUUUUUUUCUGUUUUCAAAUGAAGACGAGCGUCCGGCGUGGACGGACGGUUCAGUCGAAGCGCUGCAGACGAGGAGGGGUUUCAGGGAUAAAGUUCUCACUCAGAGCUGCAGCUACGUCCUGAUUUUCCACCACAUUUACAGACAGAGAAUCUGCCUCAGAGCUCACUGCCGUCCGGCAGCAUGCGGUCUCCGUCCUCACCGCCUCCGGCCGAAGCCCUCCUCCACAGCCAGUUUGCCAGCUGGGGCUCCGGCGGCGGCGGCAACAACAACAGCUGCCCCAACAGCCCCGGUGGCCCCGGAGGAAUGUCGCCGGCCGUCUCCCCGACACCGGUGCCGGCCUCCAGCUACGCCCUGACGCUCACCCACACCCACAUCCACGUCCAGCGCCUGGCGCCUCGGCCGGGGAAGGAGGCCCGGCUGCUGCUGCCCCUGGCCGAGCUGGUGGGCUGCAGCUGCCCCCGCUCGCCAGCGCCCCCUCUGCUGGUGCUGUACUGGUACCCGCCAGGGAAGCGACGGAAAGGCGUGUCCCGGCGACGACAGGUGAGGGCCUACCUGGCCGAGAGCCGGCCGGAGGCGGAGAGGUGGUCGGCUGCUGUUCAGUGUUUACUGAGGGGGGUGAGCGUCACCGCCGACACCGAAUUUUCAAGAAGUCUGCUACCUCGUCCCAGGCGACUGCUGUUAUUGGUCAAUCCCUUCAGUGGGCGUGGCCAAGCAAUGCAGUGGUGUCAGACCCACAUCCUGCCAAUGAUCCGAGAGGCCAACAUCAGCUACAACCUGAUCCAGACAGAGCGUCAGAACCACGCCAGAGAGCUCAUCAGAGAGAUUUCUCUGCAGGAGUGGGACGGCAUCAUCAUCAUCUCUGGAGACGGUCUGCUGCAUGAGGUGAUUAACGGACUGAUGGAGCGGCCGGACUGGGAACAAGCAAUAAAAACACCUGUCGGCAUUCUGCCCUGCGGCUCUGGGAAUGCACUGGCUGGAUCCAUCAACCACCACGCAGGGUAUGACAUGUGCCUUCGAGAGCCCCUCCUGUUGAACUGCUGCUUCCUGCUGUGUCGAGGCGGCGUCUGUCCCAUGGACCUGGUCUCCGUCACCACCAGCCCCUCCGCCUCCAACAGCAGUCGGCCUUCAUCCCCCAGGAGGCUGUUCUCCUUCCUGUCGGUCGCCUGGGGCUUCGUGUCCGACGUCGACAUUGAGAGCGAGAGGUACCGAGGUCUGGGCUCAGCUCGCUUCACUUUAGGAACUCUGGUCCGGAUCGCCUCCCUGCGCUCCUACAAAGGCCGGCUCUCCUACCUCCCCCCCUCCAUGGUGGCCUCCUCUCCGGACGCCACGCCCCCCCCCCCCAGGAGGCCGCUGUCCCGCAGCAUCACCGAGGGCCUGGAGGGCUUCUGCAGGACGCCCAUCCACCGGACCUGCUCCGACAUGGGCAUCAGCGAGCAGAGGAGCCUCCGCCGGGGGGAGGGAGAGAGGGAGAAGGAGGAGAGGCAGAGGGAGAGGGAGAGGAGGAGGGAGAGAGCCAGGGGGGGAGGAGGAGGAGGAGCCGGAGUGGUGAGAGCCAGCAGCCUGGCCGAGGACCGGGAGAGAGAGGGGGAGCUGGAGGUGGAGGUGGAGAUGGAGGAGAAGUCCGGGACCAGCUCCGAGUCCAACGAACGGGACGAGAGGCUUGAGAGGAUCCGGCACGAGGAGGAGGACCGGGGGAGGGACGAGGAGGAGGACUGGGGGAGGGACGAGGGGGAGAACCACCGGGGGAGGGAUGGGGUUCUGCAGGCCAGAGAGCUGGGGGAGGAGGACCAGGGGAGGGAUGGACACAUGGGGGAGCGCUACCACCUGGACCUGGGCCGGGAGGCCGACGAGGAGCCGGAGAGCUUCCAGGAGGAGCUGCAGGAGAACCGGCGGAGGAAGAACUCGGCUCCAUCCAGCCAGAUCUCCAACGCCCUGUUCGUCCCGGAGGAUUCUGGACCUCCGUACAGCGUGGAGGACCUGAACGGAACCUUCUACCAGAAGGACUCGUACCCGCUGGACGUGUCCCGGGAGCGCUCCCUCACCAUCUCCUCCCCCUUCAGACACUCCCCCUUCUCCUACAAGCCCAAGACCCUGGACCAGAACCAGAACCAGAACCGGCCCAGACCGCUGUCGCUGCUGCAGCACUCCCACUCCAACUCUCUGCCCCCGAAGCUGCCCUCCCUGUCCCUGUCCCUGUCCCCCACGCCGCCCUCCUCCCCGUCCUGCGCCUCCCCCCACUCCUCGUCCUUCCUGGCCCCCCGUCCCAACACCCCCGGCUCCUCGUCUCCGUCCCCGUUGCUCCGGACUCCAUCCUCCUCCUUCAGCUUUGACCUGGCCGAGCCGGCCGGGCCCCUGAAGGGCCGUCCGUCGGUGCCGCUGCCCCCGGAUCUGCCCCGGGACCACCUGCUGCCCCCCCUGGACCAGCCGCUGCCCACCAGGGACUGGGUCACCAUCGAGGGGGACUUUGUGCUGGUCCUGGCCCUGUACCAGACCCACUUGGGGGCCGACCUGCACGCCGCCCCCCAGGCCCGCUUUGAUGACGGGCUGAUCCACCUGACCUUCGUGCGGGCCGGGAUCUCCAGGGCGACGCUGCUGCGGCUGUUCUUCGCCAUGGAGAGAGGAACCCACCACUCGGUCAGCUCGCCCUACGUCAGCCACGUCUCCUGCCGAGCCUUCAGGCUGCAGCCGCUGUCGGCCCGGGGAACCCUGACCGUGGACGGGGAGCUGGUUCCGUACGGACCGCUGCAGGCCCAGGUCCAUCCCUCCAUGGCUCGGCUGAUUGUCGGAGACUCCGGGGUGAAGAUCGCCAGAUUCUAAUCAGGGAUGGUCCACAUAUCUGCUGUGAUCUCUGUCUCCAUCCAGACUCUCAGAUGUUUUUCUGAGGAUUAGUUGAAGGGAUGAAGCACCGAUCCACGCCUGCAGGGAUUAAAGAAUGUUGCACAGAGAGCCUCGGAUGACCAAGAGGGAAGAACAAUCGAAUGUUUCUGGCUGUUUUUGUUGUUUUUUCCGUGCAGAUAGUGCAUGUGUGGGAUGUAUACGUCGUAGCACGCAUGCAGAGAAAGCACUACCUGGUUUUUGCCUUACAGUGAGAUUAAACCCAGAGUUUAGAUUUUAACCUCCGUCCAGACGUUGCUCCCUGAGAGGAACGCCUUUUCUGACGCCAGACAGAGCAGCCGAACCUUUACCCUUUCCUUUCCUAACCUCCUAUCAGGCAGGAGAACGUCUCUGAGCAUGCUAGUCGGCCUAAAGUUAGCGAUGCUUUUCAGGUCGAAGCUUUUCAGUUUGUUUGAGCCGUUGAGCGGCGUCUCUGCAGUGGAUGUCAGUGAUAUCAGCUUCUUGCAGCCUGUUGAACAUAAAAUAAAAACGUCUGAACAAAAACGAGCUUUCAAGAAUCACAGCCUUAAGCGGCGUGUUCACGAGAUGAGUUUCUCCCACGUCUGAAAAUCUUCCACAUGUUGAUCGGUCACUAGAGGUCACUAGAGGUCACGUGACCAAACACAGAGGCUCGGCCGCAAACUUUCUCUUUUAUUUCCAAAACACUUCAGCGAAAAGUAUUUCUGAAAGCAUUUGAGGCGAGAAAUAAGAGUCGUUUAGGACAAUUUUCAAUCAUUUUGUGGACGGUUCAGAGCAUGUUGAACUGUUUUUACCUCUUUUAUUACACGUUUUAAGUUACUUUAGGGGACUUUGACUCAUUCUGGGCAGUUUUUAAUUCAUUUUAGACUCGUUUUAAGACAUUUUGGACAACCUCCCUGUCACUUUGCGCAAUUCUGAGUCCUUUAGGACAAUUUUUAAGUUGCUUUCAAAGCAUUUUUAACUCUCUUAAAUCCAUUUUUUACAUAUUAUGUUACUUUAGGCGAUUUUGAGUCAUUUUCAACAAUUUUUGAGUCAUUUUGGACAGGAUUCCAGUCAUUUUGGGUGAUUUUGAGUCCUUCAGGAAUUUUUAAGUCAUUUGGGGGCAAGUUUCAAAUUUUACCUCAUUUAAGAUAUGUUUUAAGUUACUUUAGGUGAUUUGGAGGCAUUUUGGACUGGAUUCCAGUCAUUCUGGUCAAUUUUGAAUCAUUUUUGGCAGUUUGUGCAAAAUGACUCAAAAAUUGCCAAAAGUAAAAUGAAAUGUGUCAUAAAUGAGACAAAAACUGCUACUUUAAAAUGCUUUGAAGACAACUUAAAAUUUGCUCUAAAAGACUCAAAAUUGGGCAAAAUGACUCGAAGCUCGUCCAAAAUGUCUUUAAAGGUGUCUCAAAUUAAUUAAAAACUGGCAAAAAUGAUUAAAAAUUGCCCAAAAUCACUCAAAAAUUGCCCCAAAAUGACUCCAAAUCACCUAAAGUAUCUUAAAAUCUGCCAUGAAUAAGUUAACAACAGUUUAAAUGCUUUGAAAAUUGUCCUAAAGGACUCAAAAUUGUCCGGAAUGACUGGAAUCCUGUCCAGAAUGAGUCCAAAAUUGUUGAAAAGGACUCAAGGUUGCUUAAAGUAACUUAAAACAUGUCAUAAAUGAGUUGAAAAGGACUUAAAAUUGGGCAAAAUGACUCAAAUCUUGUCCAAAAUGUUUUUAAAACGUGUCAAAAGUUAAUUAAAUGCUGCAAAAAGUGAAAUCUCAGAAAUCUCAAAAAUCCACUAAAGUAACUUAAAACGUGUCAUAAAUGAGGUAAAAACAGUUUAACAUGCUCUGAAACUUCCACAAAAUGACUUAAAACUGUCCUAAAUCACUCUUAUUUCUCGCCCUAAAUGCUUUCAGAAAUACUUCUCGCUGAAGUGUUUUCAAAAUAAAAGAGAAAGUUUGCGGCCGAGCCUCUGUGUUUUCAAACUGAAAGCGUGGUCACGUGACCUCUAGCGACCAAUAAGCAUGCCGGGAUUUUCAGAUGCGGGAAAACGCAUCCAGUGGACGCGAACCUUCAGCCCUCGGCAACGUUUUAGAAUCUUUCCAAGCCGAGGAAUUUAUUGUGCACAGAAACACGACACUAGCAGUAGCUUUAAGACGCUAUCAGUAACACAGUCGGAGACACUAGUAGAUGUAGAAUAACAGACGGAGCUCAUUAUUCUGGAGGUAGGACUGUUUACAGAAACACUGAUUAGAGGAGACGAAUAAAAAAAUACUAAAUCUGAGAAUGAAAUGUGUUCUAAUGAUAGAAACCUGCUGAUGUUCUGGGAUGGAUUGAAAUCUUUAGCAUGUGCAAUGUUUGAAUCAGAAGUUGUGCCAACGUUCCUCAUCGACUUACUGUAACGUCUCGGACAAAUCAAUGCCUUUGUAUGAUCAAAAAAUAAAGAAGUGAAGAAAUAAAAGCCCGGAAGUUCCGGCUUGUUGAUCAUGAACUGUUCAAGCUGCAGAAAAUGGAGUUUUUUGGUUGUUUAUUUUGUUUGUUUAUUUGUUUGCUUGUCUCCCACCAUCACACUGUGCUUCCAACACGUUUAUCACCAAAUAGAAGAAGCUUCACGUCACACUUUUAGUUUUUCUGCCAAAAGGUUUGGUCUCCAUGUUGAAGAGAUGAGCUGGGACCCAACCCAUAAUUAUGACUAAGAACCAUGAAGAUAUCUACACAGACAGUGUACAGUUAAUAGUUCGAUAUGGUUUUCAAUAAAUGGAACUUCAUACGUUUGUCUGGAGCAAAUUCA
This is a messenger RNA of Amphiprion ocellaris (clown anemonefish), 6700 nucleotides long. It is a transcript of the gene sphk2, whose product is annotated as sphingosine kinase 2. Gene Ontology annotation, biological process: sphinganine-1-phosphate biosynthetic process; positive regulation of apoptotic process; sphingosine biosynthetic process. Gene Ontology annotation, cellular component: cytoplasm; intracellular membrane-bounded organelle; membrane. The coding region runs from base 1274 to 3910 and encodes 878 amino acids. The record is from RefSeq and is a predicted model, not a curated record. The transcript is spliced from 8 exons. Lineage: Eukaryota; Metazoa; Chordata; Actinopteri; Pomacentridae.